Messenger RNA from Ctenopharyngodon idella (grass carp), 945 nucleotides. Its product is annotated as putative gustatory receptor clone PTE03. Gene Ontology annotation, cellular component: membrane. Gene Ontology annotation, molecular function: olfactory receptor activity; G protein-coupled receptor activity. The transcript has a single exon. The record is from RefSeq and is a predicted model, not a curated record. Gene Ontology annotation, biological process: G protein-coupled receptor signaling pathway. Bases 1 to 945 code for a protein of 314 amino acids. Lineage: Eukaryota; Metazoa; Chordata; Actinopteri; Cypriniformes; Xenocyprididae.
AUGUCUUCAGCUGGCAAUAUCUACAAUGUGUCAUCUGAUCUGUCUCUUCAGGGCUUCGAUCUGUCUCCUGAGAAGGCCAUUGCUGCGUUUGUCUUUGCCGCUCUGAAUUAUAUAAUCAUAUUGUUCUGCAACUCCUUCCUCCUGUUCACAAUCAUAACCAAUAAGGGUCUUCAUGAACCGAUGUACAUUCUCCUGCUAAAUUUGCCUAUUAAUGACCUCAUAGGCUCCACUUGCCUGUUCCCUCAUAUCAUGCGGGAGCUCCUGUUUGACACCAGGACCAUGUCGUUCUCCAUUUGUGUCACUCAGGCUUUCUUUAUACAUCUAUAUGCUGCUACUGCGGUCGUCAUCUUGACUGCCAUGGCAUAUGACAGAUAUGUUGCUAUCUGCCAGCCAAUGAGAUACACUACCAUUAUGAGCAACGUUCACCUCAUGAAGAUCAUCUCAUUGGUUUGGCUCUCUAAUUUGACACUGAUAGCCGUGCUUUUCAUUCUCCUCCUGCGUUUGCCUCGCUGUAGGUCUUACCUUACCUAUCCAUACUGUGACAAUCCCUCCCUGGUUCAGUUGGUCUGCGGAGACACGACCAUUAAUAACAUUUAUGGACUGGUGUUGACAGCUGUCUGUCAGGUGAUAACAGUUGGUCUGAUUUUGUACACAUACCUACAGAUCCUCAUAGCCUGCUUUCACAACAAAAGCUCUGACACGAGAAGUAAAGCUCUGCAGACGUGUGGUACACAUCUAGUUGUCUUUAUCUUGUUUGAGUGUUUGGGUCUUUUCACGAUCAUCUCAUACAGGAUAAAAGAUAUUUCUCCUCAGUUAAGAAAAUUCAUUGCGGCUGCUGGUAUGAUAUUGCCACAGACAAUGAAUCCUGUUAUAUAUGGAUUGAGAACUAAAGAAAUCAGGGUCAAAGGGAUCAAAUUUUUCAAGAAAAAAGUUUUUGCAUUGUGA